UUUUAGACUAUUUUCAGACAAAUUAUUUAUGUAGUCCCGCGUAACCGGAAGUAGGUUGUCAGCGGCUUCUCCUAGUAGACUUUUCGCCUGGGCUAUUUUCGUUUUGAGAGAGAUUUGGUUGAGAUUUAGCGUCUGUCGAGACACAGAACACCUCAGAUUUCAGCAAAUUCCGUCUAAAAGAAACGAAUAUCAAGAGCUUGACCAAAAUUGUGUCUUAUUUUGGCACUAUGCCGUAAAUCGAAGUUUCAUGCGAGGAGUUUAGAGACCUUCGUUUUCGCCUCAGCUGUCAUCUGGAAUGAUGCAAAAACGACAACAUUCACACGCCUCAACGAACCAGGUUAUAAAUAACUUCUUUUGCUCUGCAAUUUGAUGAUGGCAAGCAAUAGCCAGGACGAUGGAGUUUUGCAACAACUCCGAGAUCGCUGGAGUGCUUAUAUGAGAUGCAGUUCGACUGAAAAACCACAGGAGAAAAGCAAACACCUGGAGCUUUUUAUGGUGGCGUUUUUACACGCCUAUCGUGCUGCAAAAGGGGAUUUGAACAAGGUUUCAAGCUUUGGUGAUAUUUACAGUGUUAGCAAUGUGUUGACAAGUGAGUUCCAGUCUGCUAUUCUUCUGAAAUGUCAAGAUGAAACUGAACAGUCAUUGGUGGAAUAUCUUUGUCAUGGGCAAGGUCUUCUUCUGCUUCAGAUGUUGUGCAUUCUAGCGAGCAAGGUUGCUGGAAGUAGAUUAGAGCUUUCUAAUCUACUAGUUUCUCUGCUACCUGUGGUUCUCAAGGUGCCGUUACAAGAUUAUGAUCCUCUUUUUGGAUUGGAUUUGAUCUUUGCUGAUUUUGAUGAACUUUGGUGGGACUCGAAGAGCAUCUCUCGCCACAAUAGCAUUGUCAAAGACAUGAUUCUUUUGUCCUCUCAGGAUCCUGUUGACUCGAACCUGAAUUCUAGUCAUCUUCAAAAGCAAGGUCAUGAAAUUGAUAGCGAACCCCUGAAAUCAGCUGAAGAUGAGAUCGACAGAGAUGACCACCCUCUCAACUUCCCAUUUUCAGUCAAGGACAAAUCUGAAAGUCCCAUCACUACAGAAGAAAGUGACGCAUACACAAGCCUCACAAGUGUGACAGACAUUGACGGCAUGUUAAGUACUAAUGUUAGCGAGUGUUCUGAUGCAGAAAUUAGCAGUACACAGACAAAUGGAACCAAGCCUCCUUGUAGUGGUCCCCUAAAGCAUGUUAUUGAAGGAAAAGACGACAACACUGUACAUUCUAAUUUGGCUGCUGAAAAUGUUACUAGAAAUGAUUGUAGCAUCAAUAACUUUCAACUGGCACUUCUUCUUCUCUCAACAUUGGAGAACCUGGCAUGUCAAAGCAGUUCGUCCCUUCAAGAUUCCGACCUGCUAAUGCAUACGAGUGGUCAGCUCAUAGACAUUCUGUAUACCCUUAGUGAUGCUAAAGAUCACAGUGGCGAAGUUCUUUGUGAGUGGGAUCCUGCUGCAGCUACUGCAAUUCAGCUUGUAAUAUUAAGGACAGUUUUUGCAAUUCUCUACACGGCAUGUAGAAAUCCAAAGGCUGCCAAACAGCUGUCAAAGACGUCAUAUGUCCAGAAGCUCUUGGAGGUGAUCUCUGGGGGUUGCCUUGACAAAGAGUUCUUAACAACUCUACAGCACAUUGAACUUGCUAAGGUUGUCACUGAAGCUGGUGAUCAUGGAAGAGAUCUGGAGUCAAAGUUGUCUUGUUCGGAUUUGUGGAGAACAUUUCAGCAGGAGUUGCUCGUAGGUUGCUUCUUACAAGGUCUCUUACUCUUUGUGAUGACUUGCAUCCACUAUGGCACCUUGAUCAACUCAACUGUAUUUGUACUGUGCCAUGAGAUUUUUGAGCAGUUCUCAUCUAACGGGGGUUUUGAAUUUGUCGCCAUAUUGCUUCUAAAACUGGAUGAAGUUUAUUCACAAGAGGUGAGUUCUGAGAACAAAGAUGGCCAGCUUGAUUGGAAGUUGACAUCAUUAUCUUCAUCUGCACGGAGAAUAGAACAAUACCCAAGGAAUCUAACAAAUCGGAUGGUGAGGAACUUGGGCAGGAUGAUCUCCAUGUUAAAGAAAGGCAAGAGUUGUUGCAAAAGUUCUAGAGAUGUCGUUCCUAGAAAAAGUUCUGUGGUGGCAUCUGGGUGGCCUGUGGCUCUAGAGGAUGACUUUGAAAUGGGUAUGGUCUACCCCCAGAGUUCUGAGGUGGAGGAAAGCUCAGAAUCUGCUGCCGAUAUGGAGUUUGAAAAAGCAAAGCAAGACCAGUUUCCAGAAGACCUUUGUACAGUGUCCAGACCUGCCAUUACACUACUGACUGUUGUCAAGGAGAUCAAAAAUCCAAAGUUGAGGAUGAGCAUACUCACCUGUCUUGAAAAAGUUGGAAUUUGUCGUUGUGUCUCACCUGACGUUCUAGUGACCACUCUUUUAAACAAGUUUGUUGACCAAUCAAAAGACCUUCAAGGUGUUACUCUAAGCCUUAUCAACCAACUGGUGCUCACUGAAAUUGAUCGUGUAGAGGACGAUGCUGAUGUAUUGCAGUCUCAAACUUUUCAUUCUAAAAGAGUGCAGAGAUUUCGCACCAAGUCAUCAAAACAAAGUCCUGGGCGAAGUGACAGUGGUUUCUCAGCUAGUGAUUUCAGUGCCACCGCACUUAGAGGGCAUGUUAGAGAUCUCAACAAAGAUGGAAAACCACUCUGGACGUGCCUUUCGCAGUACUGUGCCCUUGUGUGUUAUAAGGACACACACGUGGCUGUAGAGGUUGUAAAGGCACUCAAACCCUUGGCUACUUUAGGAUCAAAGCAUCUAAAAGGCGAACUGUUCCGUAUGGUAAUUCUUCCUUGCAUGUUACGCUGUGAGGGAGUUUUCACUGAAGAUGUUGCUGAGCCACUUAGAAAAAUCAGAGCACGCAGUUGGUCUGGAUCAUUCAGUUCAGAGUGGCAGGAGAAGAGAGUUACGUCGUUCAUAGGAAAUACGUUUUCUGGCUUUCCGAGAGAUGCUAGCAAUCCUCUCCUUUCUGAACAACUUCAUACAGAAGAUGGGGUGUGUAGAGACGUUCUUGAGCAUUGCAUCUUGUUGUUGCCCUCACUUCUUACCUGCUUGGACUCACGAGAACUGUUUCUUAACUGUGGUGGCUUGAAUGAGCUGCAGUGUUUUCUAGCACUACCACAGCUUCAAGAGCCAGUUCUUAAUGUGCUUGAGUUCCUUGCCAACAUGGAAAAUCAGGAGGCAUCAAGAAGGCUACUCCAGGCAGAGGGAGGAUACCUCAACACAGGGUCGCCAGAGACAAGCAGUGAAGAGAAAAGUGAUAGCAAAGUCUGUUGCAAAAGCUUUCUGUCUUUGCUUCAGUACACGACAUUCUUUGUAGAGACAGCAAAUGAAGGGGAGGACAAAACACCACAAGUCUCUCAGGUGGUUUCAUGCCACCCCGCUGAAUCAUCACUGAGGGUGAAUGUUUGGAGGUCAUGUCUUCAGCUGUUGGUUUCAAAUGAGUUGUUCUGUGAACUGUUUCUCCAGGAUGACGGAAUUGUGUACAGCUAUCAUUUGCUGCAUUGUUUGUUCGAGGUAUUUCAGGGUCAUGUUUCACCUGUUGUUACUGCCGAGAAUGAGGAUAUUCCGUUUUUGAAGGAUCUUGUGGGUUUGUUUGAGUCUGUUUUACCAGUCUGUAUGAGAAUGGCGCACAUGGAAUAUUGGCAAAACAAAGAGAAACUUCCAAGUCUUGAGCAGCUGGUAGAAGAAGCAAAGAAAACGUUUUCGGAAUCUGGGAUUUUGCAGAAAUUCCUCAGCAAAGGAAUAAGUGAUUGUUUUCUCAAAGCGUCAAUGUGGCAACUGGAUGGGAUUGUAAAUUCUGCUCAACUGAACUUUGAGAUGAAACAACAAAGGGAUGCAGUCUUAAGGAGAGGAAGCAAUGGUGACAGUCAAGAGGAGUGGUCACAUCCUUUGGAAGAUGAUGAUGACGACGAGGAGUCAAACGGCAACGAAAAGGGCGGCAAUUUGAUGCUGGAAGAGGGUUAUGAUGCAGAUCAAGAAGAAGGAGACUCGGAUAGGAGUGAUGAAACAGAACCGAAACUUAUUAAAAACAAGAAGCAGCCUAAACAGAGAAGACAAAACGAAUACUCAAAGCAACUGCAGAUCAGAAAGGGCCUCGUUAUUUACCCACAGAUUCCCACUAUCCUACUGCAGUUGUUGAAAGUGUGCUAUGGCAGCAGACUUUGUGCUGGGGAUCCAGAAUGUCUCGUUGUCGUGCUCCAUGCUGUAGAGAAUCUACUUUUCUUGCUACGAGAUUGUGAAGAGAAUUGUAACAGACUCUGCCAGCAUGGGCUCAUUGAGAUCCUGCUGGAGUGCUUUCAUGAUGCUAUGACAAUGCACGAUCAAGCAUUGAAAGGUCUGCAGUCUCUUGUUGUUGAGGUGUUUGUGUGCCUUGCAAGUAACAGUAUCAGUGCAGCAGAACUGUGGAAGUUCCUUACACUGUUCAAUUCUCCAGAACCUCCUGUGCACUUACUGUCCGCUGCGUUAUCUGAAGUCGCUGCUAAAGCUAGCACCAAUUGUGGUCCAGCAUUCGUGAUGUCAUUUCCCUGCUGUGCUAAGGGAGUGGAAAGAAGGGCUACUGCAAUUACAAGUAGUAAAGUGGCCAGUGGAAAAUGGAAACAAAUAAAGGGAAAAAGAUCUAUUAAAAUCAAGUCGCACUCUCCACAAGGAAGUGAUGGCAAUGUGUCUACUGAUGAGGACAGCAUGCAAAGUGGUAGCUCACCAAGCACCAGUAGAUUAGCGAUCUCCGAGAGCCCAAACAGGCAACCGAAGAGUAUUCACAGGAAAUCGAAAUCCUCAAUGGUAGGAGUACAGCGCCGGGGUAGUACAAAACGGACCACACGUAGGCAAAGUGGGAGUUCCAACUUUGCAGCUUGCAAUUCUGCUGAAUAUGAACUAAGCGAGAUAGAACAUUAUGAAGGAAGGAUGAAUUUGCCAUCGCCGUUUCUGGUAUGGGCUAUUCAGUUACCAUUUCAUGGCAGUCUGCCCCGUUCUGAGAGGGGGUUUAGUUUAGCAAUGUGGAUCUGUUUGACUUGUCCAGACCUGGGUAACGAGUUUGAAGGUGGUUUGAAACAUGCCAGCAGCACUUCGCCAGGGCAGCUUGGUAAGACGGGUGACAAGAUGACGUUGUCACGACGGGAGAGACUUGUUCACCUUUGUUCACUUGGCUCUGGGAAAAGCCUAUUCGAGUUGUGGACUGCACCUACUGAUGAGUCUCUUCUUGUGAGGUAUGUAAUGUUUCUGCUCCCUGAUCACUGCUACGGUAGUGCCCGCUUAGCUGGAGAGUUGAAAAUCGCAAUGGUGAAAAGUGUCAUUGAUGUAGUUACGCACCGUUGA
Messenger RNA from Orbicella faveolata, 5364 nucleotides. Its product is annotated as lysosomal-trafficking regulator-like. The record is from RefSeq and is a predicted model, not a curated record. Gene Ontology annotation, molecular function: protein binding. Lineage: Eukaryota; Metazoa; Cnidaria; Anthozoa; Scleractinia; Merulinidae.